CGGUAAGGGGUUUGUUGUGUCAAAAAAAAAAAAAGAAACAAAGUUAAAUUAAUUAUAAUAAUUAAACUAAAUUGUAUCAUGAUUAUUUAAAAGUUAAUUUGGAUGGACUUUUUCAUGUGAUUGUUUAAAAAUUUUAUAUAAAUAUUUACAUAAGGAUAUUUUUUAAAAUUAAUAUUUCUUUUUGUUUGAGGUUAUAUUUUGAUCUCCAACAGUUGACAGUUAGUUUUUUUUUGAGUAUUAUUAACGAUUGUCAAAAUAAAAAAUGAGUGAAAGAAUCAUGAGGAAACGAAUAAAAUUAAAUCUUAAAGAAAAUGAUACAAUAAUUAAAGCUGCUUGUAAUUCAGAGCCAUCAAAAGAAUUGUCACAAAUAAAUCAUGAUGGUCUUGCAUAUAUUUUUUCAUUUCUAACAAUAGAUGAAAGACUUCAAGCUGAACAUGUUUGUAAAAAGUGGAAAGAAGCAAGUCAAAUGUCAUGGUAUGACAUAAAAAAUCUAGACCUAAAUGAUGAUUCAUGUAUAAAAAAAUAUUUCAAUACUGAUUUUGUUAUUAAAAAUAAUAUUUACACAAUAUUAUCAAGAUGUGGAAAAUAUUUAACAAAUUUAUCAGUAAAUAAUGAUUUUGAUUCAACUGUCAUACCAAUUAUUGCUAAAUAUUGCAGUAAUUUAAUAAAAUUAGAACUUAAAUUAAGCAAUUAUGAUAGUGAAUUUUUUAAUAAUUCAUUUAGUAAAAUGAAUAAACUUGAAUGCUUGGUAAUACCAAAUUAUCAACAUUCAAUUCACGAAAAUCAACCAUGUAUUUUUGAGAGUGUUACUAAAAGUAUUAAGACAUUUCGUUUUCGUUGCGCAUCUGGAGAAACACUUCCAAAUAAUUUUGCAACAGAAUUUGCAAGGUUUAAUAAUCUCAAUAUUUUAACACUGGAAAAUUGGAAAAUAGACAAUGACAUUGUUGAAUUACUUGAAAUAAAAAAAGACACAUUGACACACUUAAGUUUAGCUGGUUCAACAUUUAACGAUAGUAAAUCAUCAAUUGGAAAGCUAAUAAAUCUUGAAUAUUUAAAUGUUGGUUGUACACUAAAAAGUUUAACAAAUGAAAAUCUAAUAAAUAUUAUAAAUAAUUGCUGUAAAUUAAAAUACAUCAACAUAAGUUGGUGCAAAGAUAUUACAAAGCCAACAUUUAUGUAUUUAAAAAAUUUAAAAAAUUUAAAUGACAUGUUAUUGAGUAAUGUAGGUAUUGAUGAUGAUAUUAUUAAACAAUUUAAAAAUUUAAAAACUCUUGAAUGUGCUGGUUCUACAUUAAUUACUGAUAAAAGUAUAAGACAUAUUUUAAAAAAUUCACCUACUCUAGAAAGACUUGUAAUUGGUGGUACUAAUGUGACAACUGACACAAUUCAUUAUGCUAUUGAAAUUAAAAAAUUAUACAAAGAUAAUAAGUUAACAAUAAUUUUAAAUGGUUCAGUAAUUCAACAAUACAUUGAAAAUAAUAGCUGUCGUAGAAUACAUUGUGAAGCUUAUCAAGUUACUGAUAAUUUAAUUGUUUCUAAAGAUUUUUUUGAAAUAAUGUAUUUAUUUAUGAGAUGUCGAUUUACACCUGUACAAGAAAUUGAAUAAAUAAUAAUAAAUUAUUUACUGUAAACAAUUAUAAAAAAU
Molecule: messenger RNA, 1645 nt
Organism: Aphidius gifuensis
Lineage: Eukaryota; Metazoa; Arthropoda; Insecta; Hymenoptera; Braconidae
Exons: 3
Coding region: 263-1606 (447 amino acids)
Biological process (GO): SCF-dependent proteasomal ubiquitin-dependent protein catabolic process
Cellular component (GO): SCF ubiquitin ligase complex
Molecular function (GO): protein binding
Source: RefSeq, a predicted model, not a curated record